Molecule: messenger RNA, 1308 nt
Organism: Panicum hallii
Lineage: Eukaryota; Viridiplantae; Streptophyta; Magnoliopsida; Poales; Poaceae
Product: U-box domain-containing protein 6-like
Exons: 5
Coding region: 321-1160 (279 amino acids)
Source: RefSeq, a predicted model, not a curated record
CGGCAUCUGCAGGUGCGCACUCGGGAUUAGCAGAGACGUCUUUCCUGCUUCGACUGCAUUUCUCUGCGUCUUAACUGUACUGCAUUACAUUCCACCCUGUCCAACGAAGUGGAGGCCCUUCUCGCUGAUUUGGAUCUACGCGGCCAAGGUUUAGUGGGAGUAGUCUCUUCGAGCGAGCUUGCCUUCCCACAUGCAUGCUACCCUUCAUCCUGCAGUUUCCUUCUGAAAUCCCGGGGAAAAGGAGCAGCUAACGAGUCAUCUGAAAGGUUUUUUCUGUCUUCUGAGUUUGGAAAUCUGUUAGUUGCCUAUUCCUUUUAUGCAUGGAGAAUAAUAGUGAUGAAGCAAUGGGUGCAUCUCGGCAUAACUCUCGCCCAAAGGUUCACAGCACAAUGUGCAAUGAGCUGUCUUUGAUGUUAGAUAAGGUUUCCUCUAUUCUUCCAUCAAUAGAAGCUGCUCAACCAGGAUGCAAAGCAGGUGUAGAGGAACUAUGCAACCUAUACAGCAUAGUUGACAAAGGGAAACUCAUAAUCCAGAACAGCAUUGAAUGUAGCAGUCUUUACUUGGCUAUUACUAGUGAAGCAACUGCAAUGCGGUGCGAAAGGAUAAGGAACUCACUGAGGCGGAGCUUGUUCCUGAUCCAGAACAUGGUUGAACCAUUGUUAGCUAAUGAGGUGGCUGACGUUCAUAAUGAUCUACGAGAUCUUAAAUUCAUUGUUGAUCCAACAGAAGAGGAUGCUGGAAAUGCUAUUCUGGAGAUGCUUCGGCAAUCUGAAGUAACCCAUCAACUGGAACUUGAGACCUUCCUGUUAGCAGCUUCGAAGUUGAACAUUACAUCACCCAAAGCUAUCUUAAUUGAAAGAAGAGCAAUCAAGAAAUUACUUACCAAGAUCAAUGGCACGGAUCCUAAAAAGGAAGGAAUUCUUAAGUAUCUCCUAUAUCUUGUUAGGAGAUACGGGAAGAAUACUAAGCCAGAGACUGGUGAGAAGAAUAACAAUGUGAAUGCUGCAGCUGAAAUCAUGAGUUCGGACUUAGUUAAUGGUAUCAGUACUCCUCAAAGAUGCAUUUCAAAUGUAGAGUCUGGCAAUGUGAGAUACGACGAUCAGAAUAAUUUAGUGGGAGCAGCACACCGCCUCCAGAGUUAUGCUGCCCAAUGUCUAUGAACCUGAUGCGAGAUCCUGUUAUAAUAGCAUCUGGACAAACAUAUGAAAGAGAAAAUAUAGAGAGAUGGUUCAAGGAGGGAUAUAGUACUUGUCCUAGGACACAGAUGAAAUUACAAAACUUCACGGUAACUCCAAAUGCUUGCAUGAA